CCUUUAUUGCCCCCUUCUGUUCAGCAGUUGCAGUAGAUUACAAGCGCCUCCAAACAAACAAACAAGCAAGAAGCUAAAUUUUGAAAAUUGGGACCCACCCACCCAUCUCAUCUAACUCAGCUUCUAUUAUUUAUAAACCCUUUUAAUUGAAUCAAAGUUUUCUUUACUUUCUUUCUUUCUCUCUUUCUUCUGUGCGAAUCAAAGAAGAUGAGCUCUGAAGGAGGAACUAGCACCUUCAUUAUUAAAUGGAUCAAUUUUCUCACUGUGCUUAUUGCAUUGGGAGUGAUUGGAUUUGGAAUAUGGAUGAGCAGUCACACUGAUGGUUGCAGAAAAUCACUCACUCUUCCUGUUCUAGCACUUGGUGCUCUUAUACUUGUAAUAUCAUUAAUUGGGUUCUUGGGGGCAUGGAAGAACAACUCCAUCUUAUUAUGGAUUUACUUGAUACUACUAUGCUUGAUCCUUGUGGCAAUUUUGGUCUUUACCGUAUUGGCAUUUAUCGUGACAAAUAAUGGAUCUGGACACAAGGUAGCUGGGUUAAGAUAUAAAGAGUAUCAACUGCAAGAUUAUAGUUCGUGGUUUCUUAGAGAACUAAAUAAUAGCCACAACUGGAAGAAUUUGAAGGCCUGUCUUGUGAAGUCUAAGGAUUGUGCUAAUCUGUCCAAGAAGUACAAGACUUUGAAGCAGUACAAAGCUGCAAAGCUGACACCGAUCGAGGCUGGUUGUUGCAGGCCGCCGUUUGAGUGUGGAUACCCUGCUGUCAAGGCAUCCUAUUAUGAUUUGAGCUAUCGCCCGGCCAGUUCGAACAAAGACUGCAAGUUGUACAAGAAUGCGAGGACCAUUAAGUGCUACAAUUGUGAUUCCUGCAAGGCAGGAGUUGCUCAGUACAUGAAAACCGAGUGGAGGGUGGUUGCGAUAUUCAAUGUGAUCCUUUUCUUUGUUUUGUCAAUAGUGUACUUUGUGGGAUGUUGUGCGAGGCGAAAUGCUGCUUCGAGUUGCUCAAAAGGUCGAUGAAAAUGGCGGUGAUUUGUCGAGGAUUGAAAUAGAACACAAUGAAGCUCUUUAUUUUGUAGGCUGUUGAAGAAGAGCUUGGAUUGUAGAAUUCCUUUAAUUUGAUGUAUAAUUUGCGAUGACCCUGUAAUUGUGGUCAUUAAAGCAUGUGGAACUUUUUUUGAUUGAAAAGAACUUUGAGAAAAUCACUAAUGCAUGAGUUUAAGAAUUCAAAUACUUAGUUCAUAAGUAUCAUCACUUCUACUCCUAUGUCCCACUCGUUUGCAACAUUUAAGUUUAAACUCUCUCUCGGAAAUCCAAAAUGUUGCUAAUUGAGUAGGACAAAAGAGUAUUUUACGAGCUAUCUGAUGUACUUGGUCUUCGGUUGUUUUCCUAUGUAAAGCAAUGGGACAAGUAUAAUCGAGAAAGUACCCCAAAUAACAUGUUUCUGGAUUUUGUGCAUCUUUUUUUCUUGACAUCCUACCAAAUUCAAUCACGUGAAAAUGAUAGGAUAUCAGAAGUCAACGUGAUAAGAUUUACUUCUUAUUUCAAGGGGAAUAUUUAGCAUUAUAUGUGGAGGACAUGAAUUGCAUCUGCACAUCUAUCUUAACAUAUUUUGGGCUUCAACCAUCGGCUUAAAGAUCCCAGGAUAUGUUAUAUCAGCUGGUCUUGGACGAGACGGCCGUAUAACGAGACCGUUAAUUUGGGUCGGCCCAAUUCGCGCGUGUAUCAACCUCACAUGCUUUCUCUCGUUUUUUUUCAUUUUCUAGGCAUUUCUCAAUUUUAAUCUUAAAGGUAUCA
Amaranthus tricolor (Joseph's coat) is the source of this 1788-nucleotide messenger RNA. Its product is annotated as tetraspanin-10. NCBI's taxonomy places the organism in Eukaryota, Viridiplantae, Streptophyta, Magnoliopsida, Caryophyllales, Amaranthaceae. The transcript has 11 exons. Gene Ontology annotation, biological process: auxin-activated signaling pathway. The record is from RefSeq and is a predicted model, not a curated record. Gene Ontology annotation, cellular component: plasma membrane; plasmodesma. Bases 208 to 1011 code for a protein of 267 amino acids.